UUAGCAUCCGCGCUGUUGGUUGCAUGGAUUACUGGAGGAAGACCUACGGGCGGUGCAUUGAUGGACCAUGACAGACACAGCAGUAAACACAACAACAAACACAAAAACAAAGCCAACAAAACAAAGCCCGAACAAACAGCGCAUGUGCUCACGGAAGCAGAAGAAGGGCGCUCUGAAGGAAACUCGACCUCGCCACUUGUUCACGUCCUCUGCCCGGUGACCCAUGGGCCAGCCCCCCUUUGGAAAGCAACCUUCGCCAACCAGCGCUACCUUGUACAAAUACCGUCGAUUAUUUCACCUCACUCCUCAAUGCACCCUCCUUUCUCCGCGCCCAUAUCCCAGCACCUUAUACACGCACCAUGCCGCUCGCACUCUGCAAAAUCUUGGUCUGUACCUCCGACCCAUUCGACCUCGUCAUUAUCUCAAUCGGAAGCGCAGCCCUUAUCGCUAUUCAGCCAAUGGACAAUGCUCCGAGAAAGGCAGUCAAGCCCACGGUCGCCGUAACGAACGAUGCUGCCGACCGAGGUGCGAGCGCUGUCAACAAGAACCAGGCCACUAAUCUCGUCAAGGUGGUCGCCCCUGAGCCAGCUAUUGUCGCCCUAGUCGUCAACAGUGCACCCAGCAUCCCUACUCAACAGUGGUGGGACUGUAGGGAGGGCAAGUGUGUCGAGCUAACAAAACGUGGUUGGUUAUGCCGCAAUGAUGCAACAUAUGGCGGUUUGUGCGAUGUCCACAGGACCGACUUGCCCAAGUGUCAGCAUUUUUCGGAAUGGAAACAGGGCCUUUGCUUAAAAACUGUAGUGGAUGAGAAGCAGAUGCGAUGUGAGAUUCACAAAACGGGCAGAACAGAUCAAUGUCGGAAAUAUAUCUACGCAAAAGGCCGGCACUGCCUCAACAAAGGGGAGUACUCUGGUUAUUGUGCUUACCAUCCUAAUGGUGGCUCGCGAUGGGUCUAGGACAGCAAGUUCAGAAGCUGCGUUCUAGCAAAAUCUGGGAAAUAAAGUUUUUUUUUUUUUUUUUUUUCAAAAUGUGUAGGCCCGGCUAGUUCUGAGUCAUACAUGGCCGAGUCUUUACUGUUGCAGUUCGUAGCUCGCGGCUCUUGUUGCCUAGGGCAUGCUGUUUGUAAGCGCAAGAGAUGGAGGAGGAAGGAGGGAAAGGAAGGAAAGAAGGGAAGAAGGAA
Gamsiella multidivaricata is the source of this 1180-nucleotide messenger RNA. RefSeq lists its product as uncharacterized. Bases 360 to 956 code for a protein of 198 amino acids. The record is from RefSeq and is a predicted model, not a curated record. The transcript has a single exon. NCBI's taxonomy places the organism in Eukaryota, Fungi, Mortierellomycota, Mortierellomycetes, Mortierellales, Mortierellaceae.